Molecule: messenger RNA, 285 nt
Organism: Naumovozyma castellii
Lineage: Eukaryota; Fungi; Ascomycota; Saccharomycetes; Saccharomycetales; Saccharomycetaceae
Exons: 1
Coding region: 1-285 (94 amino acids)
Source: RefSeq, a predicted model, not a curated record
AUGUUCCAACGUUCCAAACUAAUUGUCCGUAAGAUCAACUUACCAAGUAGUACCGUAUCCAAGAGAAUGUAUCCAGGUAAUCCAGGUGGUUCUUCCGGUUCAACCGGGACCCCAAGAGGGAGUGCUUCAGGGGACGCCUUCACCAAGAGAGAGCAAAUGAAUGAAGAUUUUUUUGCUAGACAGCAUGAAAAGGAGCAAUUAAUACGUUUGAGAGAGCAAUUAAAGAGACAGCGUAAGGAGCUUAGCGACAUGGAGUCCACCAUUAACAACAUGGAAAAGAAGUGA